CUUAAUCACUUAAUAAGUGUGCCUCGAUUUUGCAUUUUAAACACCGUAGUAUAUUAAGUUAGUCAUACAAAUGGCUUACAUGCAUUUAUUACGAGUACUAGUAAAAUGAGGACUGUGACACCCCUGAUUCGUUUAGUAAAAUCAUCAAUAAAUUGCUAUUAAUAAACCAUCAUUCUAAUUGUUUAUUCCUUUGCUACUUUGCUCUUUACAGUGCACAUUACGUACUCAUACGUCUUAUAAAUAAUAAGUUCGAACCACCGUCAUUUCUACAUAUAACAUGUCGGACUCCGAGUUUGAAACUAUUGUACCCCUAAAUAACAAGACUGGAGGUGCGAAAGCGAAAAAACCGGUGCAGAAAAGAAAGUCCGAUGCUGCUAAUAGGUCCGAUUCAGAACGAGAGUGGGAAGAAAUUGACGCGGGGACCAAGAAGGUGAAGAAGCCUCGCCAGGCGAAAUCUCCUAGGACUACUAGUGGAGCGUCUAAGAAAAAGACUGCCAGCAACCCCUUCGACGUCUUCGAGCUAUUUCCUGAUGACGAGGCAUUUGCGAAAAAUUGCCCUACACCAGACCAGCUACGCUCGUCUAUAACUCAACGCGUGGCUGAUGGAUUGACUCGGCGUGCUGCUGAUCUUGAGGGGGAGUUUUUCUUGGAGCUGCGAGUAUACAACACCGCCGAUAUACGCAGUGAGUUAGCGGAGCAUAAGUGGAAAAAGGCCCUUCUGGCAGUUAAAGCGCAAAUAAAUAACGAUACUCCUCAGUGGGAAUAUCUACAAAAACUCACAAAGCAUUUAAGAACUCUUUUUGACGAUGCUGAAGUUACAUUUUUUCACAACAAAAAAGGUUAAAAAUUCAGCAUUGUCAAAAAUAAUUUUUAAGUGUAUAUUUUGAACUGUAUUCGGAUACCACACAUAUACAUAUAGGUACUUACUUUAGUUAGAUAAAUACUUAUUUUACUGUUUUAUACGCGAAUUUAGUUAGGUGGAACUAAAAUGCCUUUUUGCUCUGCCUGUUCAAUCCAAGUUCUGAAAAAUAAAUGGGUUGGUCAUUUGAGAAGUACUAAACACAAAAAUAAUUCUUUAGUGGCAGUAACUGAUGGCGUAAUUGAGAUUUCGUCUGCCUUUCAGGGUCGUAUAUCAUCUUAUAGAGUUUUCGGAUCUGAAGAGCUAGAAUUUGCUAUACCUGAACAGUUUUUAGAUAAUUUAACGUCGAAACUAGAAAAUAUUAUAAAACAGUGUUUGAUAAAGCACGUGUGUUUAAAAAUCAAUUUCGAGUAUUUUGGAAACUUUCUUUUAUUUAAGAACAACCGGCAGGAAACAAAGUCGUUUACGACAAAAAACUUCACAGUACAUCAAAACUAUACAUUUUCUGAGUUAUACCAAAAAGUUAUAAACGACAUAAAAAAUAACAUUGAAAAUUUUGAGCAGCGCGAUAGUGGAUGGACUUUCUUAUCUAAUUUAUAUUUAGAGGUUAAUGUUAACAAAUACCAGCCUCUGAAAGGAUCUUCUUACAUAGAUUUACCUAAGUCUAUUAAAAACAAGAAAGCUUGUAUUAACAUACAGAAUAAAGAUGAAUAUUGUUUUCUGUGGAGUAUUGUUGCUGCGCUUUAUCCCUCAAAAAAUCACAAAGAGCGUACGGCCUCAUACCCCUACUUUAAAGACGUGUUGAAUAUUGAUGGUCUCAGUUUUCCCAUAACUUUCUCUGAUAUUGGUAUGUUUGAGCAUAAAAAUGUGGGUUUAAGUAUUAAUGUGUAUUCUUUAAUGGAUAAUCGUACAGUGGCAGGACCUAUUUAUAGAUCUCAAUAUAAAAGGAGUAAGAAAAUUAAUUUACUUUUAAUAGAGAAAGGAAAUAAAUCGCACUACGUUUUAAUAAAUAAUUUGUCUCGAUUGGUUCGUUCCCAAAUAACUAAACAUCAUGGUAAACUU
This is a messenger RNA of Leguminivora glycinivorella, 1921 nucleotides long. RefSeq lists its product as uncharacterized. Lineage: Eukaryota; Metazoa; Arthropoda; Insecta; Lepidoptera; Tortricidae. The transcript has 4 exons. The record is from RefSeq and is a predicted model, not a curated record. Bases 278 to 844 code for a protein of 188 amino acids.